AAUAAAUAAAAUGUUUACUUGUAAAUUGUGAUUCGCAAAUGUAAAGGUGAAUAAUUAGUUGUAUUUUUGCGUUAAUAUCUUUUAUCUCAUCGUAGAGGCUGCAUUUCGUACGUAUCAUUAGUGUGCAGUGAUUUCAAAGCGAUAUCUUAUCACCUAAGUAUAUAAAUCUCAGACAUACUCUUAAAAACAUGUCUUGCUAGCUGCUGUAAAACUGACGCAGAAUAAUCAUCAUCAGCAGCAAUUACGUGCCAACACAUCGUAAGCAACUAGAACUGCUUGCUCGCAAAUCCAACUACGUUAUCCGAAUUAGUUCAAGCUGAUUGCUAGGCACACUUAAAUCUAGCAAAACAGCCGAGGCUUCGGCCAUUCAGACUCGGAAUCCUGGGUGCUUUAGUAAGCCUAGUCAUGGACAGCGGCGCAGGCACAACCGAAAGCGAAGAAAUAGCGGUUUUACGUCACGCUAAAUAUUUUGUGCGAUUUUUGAAUAUUCUUCCGGCAAGAUUGGCUUCGCAUGAUUCUACCAGGGUAACAAUAGCAUUUUUCGCGGUGAGUGGUUUGGAUGUUCUGGAUGCGCUGUAUUUGUUGUCGGACUCGUUCAAAAAAGAUAUAAUCAAUUGGAUCUACAACCUGCAAGUGAUUCCCAAACCCGGCUCAAGAGCUUGCGGAGGAAUUCAGGGAUCAAACAGUCUGAAUAUCGCAAAUCCGCCGGAAUGUUGUGGGCUUGAUGCAUAUCGUUGGGGCCAUUUGGCGGUCACGUACACGGGAAUUGCAGUCCUAGCGGCGUUAGAGGAUGACUUGUCCAAACUCGAUAGAAAAGCAAUAAUCGCAGGUGUAGCCGCCGUGCAGCGGGAUGACGGCAGCUUCAGUGCCACCAUCGAGGGAAGCGAGCAUGAUAUGCGGUUUGUGUACUGUGCUUCUGCAAUUUGUGCCAUGCUCAACGAUUGGGGCAAAGUGGACAAGCAGAAAAUGGCCGACUACAUCGUUAAGAGUAUUCGUUACGAUUAUGGCAUAAGUCAACACUACGAAAUGGAAUCGCACGGAGGUACGACAUUCUGUGCCAUAGCCGCGCUUCAAUUGAGUGAUCAGUUGGAUAUUCUGACACCGACGAUGAAGGAAAAAAUUAUCCGGUGGUUGAUCUUUCGUCAGCAAGAUGGCUUUCAAGGUCGUCCCAAUAAGCCAGUUGACACUUGCUACUCGUUUUGGAUUGGAGCAACUCUAAAAAUUCUCGGCGCCUUCGAGCUGACCAGCUAUAAGGACAAUCGACAUUACGUGUUUUCUACACAGGACAAAACUGUGGGAGGGUUUUCGAAGUGGCCCGGCUCGCAUACCGACCCCUUUCAUACGUACUUCGGCCUUUGCGGUUUAAGUUUCAUGCAAGAGCCCGGUUUACAACCAGUGAUACCGAGUUUAAACAUAUCGCAGCGAGCAUUCGAUAGACUGAAACAACUGCAUGCUGCUUGGGAGCUAGAAGCACAGUCCGACGUGAGAGUUAACAUAGAGUAAGAUGGCAGGAGAACACAAACCGAGGAGACAAAAGUGAACCGCAGAUUUCUCGCACACUAAAAUAGAUGUUGAAAAUAUAUGAUGUAUAAUUUUA
Molecule: messenger RNA, 1597 nt
Organism: Wyeomyia smithii (pitcher-plant mosquito)
Lineage: Eukaryota; Metazoa; Arthropoda; Insecta; Diptera; Culicidae
Gene: betaggt-I
Product: geranylgeranyl transferase type-1 subunit beta
Exons: 4
Coding region: 406-1503 (365 amino acids)
Biological process (GO): protein geranylgeranylation
Cellular component (GO): CAAX-protein geranylgeranyltransferase complex
Molecular function (GO): CAAX-protein geranylgeranyltransferase activity
Source: RefSeq, a predicted model, not a curated record